Bactrocera neohumeralis is the source of this 2067-nucleotide messenger RNA. RefSeq lists its product as uncharacterized. The transcript is spliced from 4 exons. Lineage: Eukaryota; Metazoa; Arthropoda; Insecta; Diptera; Tephritidae. The coding region runs from base 50 to 1333 and encodes 427 amino acids. The record is from RefSeq and is a predicted model, not a curated record.
UCAGUCAGUGUCGUGCAUGCAUUGCGAGUGAAUAUAAAUGUGAGCUAAGAUGAGCAAACAAACUGCAGCUUUGGUGACAUGUGAACAAUUUAAACUUUUUCUCCGUGAGAAUUUCCAAGAUUUUGAUGAUCUUAUAAACUUUUCUGCAGUUCGAGCCUUAGAUGACGGCGAAAACUAUAUUACUACGAUUAUAAGAAUUUGUGCCGAUAUAAAGCUGAAAGAUACAAGCCUCCAACGGGUGCAACUCAUACUAAAAAUUCCGCUGAAGGUUAAUGAAACAAAGGAGAACGAAAACAACGAAGAGAAAGUGCCAUCGUCAGCUGAUGAUUAUCAUGAAUUAUUUGUCACCGAAUCGGAUAUGUACGACAACAUCGUGCCAGAGCUAGAGGAGUUAUGUGCAAAUUUCGAUAACAAAUUGCAUUUCAAACCAAAACAAUAUCGUUUUGCUCACGAACUAACUUGCAAUUAUAUUCUUCUGGAAGAUCUUCAGGAGAGAGGAUUCGAAAAUGCACCAAGGCGAGAGGGUCUCAACGAAGAGCAUACUAAAGCGGUGCUUGCAAAGUUGGCGCAGUGGCAUGCUGCUUCCGCUAAGAGAGUUGAAAUAAGAGGCGAUUACCCAGAAGAGUAUGUAAACAGCUACUUCUCACAGCAGAAUUUGCCCUUUAUUGAAAAUAUGAAUGCUGCAUUCAAUGAGCCGUUUGCUCAAUGUUUGGAGAGCUAUGAUUUGCUGCUUCCUGAAAAGGAGGUCAUUUUGAGUUACAUGAAAAACAUGAAUGAAUUAUAUUUAAAAUUUGGCAAUAUCGAUGCACAAGCCUUUAAUGUUCUUAACCACGGCGACUUUUGGAUAAAUAACAUAAUGUUUCGACACAGCGAAGAUGACGAAGAGACAGUUCAGGAGGUGCUUUUCGUUGAUUUUCAGCUACCCAAGUAUGGAAGUUUCGCAAUGGAUGUAUUUUGCUUUUUGAUGACUUCGCCACAAUGGAACAUUAAAUUGAAAAAUUUUGACAAUUUCAUAAAUUUCUAUCAUACCGAGCUGAUUCGAAACUUGAAAACCUUAAAUUACAUGAGACCAAUACCUACACUCGAGCAGAUAAAUGCUCAACUGGAAAAGUAUGGUUUGUGGGCUUUUGUUUGUGUUCAACGGAUGCUUGCAGUGGCUUUACUAGAUCCCCAUGAAAAUUCCAACAUUGAAACUUUCAUGAGCAAUAAUGAGGCGGGAAAAGCUUUUAAAAAACGCAUGUUUUAUAAUCCCAAAUAUGUUCAGCAAGUGAAAGAAAUCUUGCCGUGGCUAAUAGAGAAGAAUUACAUGCAUUAUAUGACACAGAUCUCAUAAUUGAAUAGUAUUUUACGAUGAAACACCUAUGUACACCCGCGGCCAAGCGUAACUUACCACUUGAUAUUUUCUCACUAUCUUAAAUUUUUUCGUUCUUUGGGUAACUUUUUUAUGGAUUUAAUAAAAUACGGGGAAUAUAUAGAUGGCUCGAAUAUAUUUGUUUAACUGUUGACUUAAAUCUUUGUAAAAUUAAAUUGAGACAACUUUUUUUUAUUUGCACAAAAGUCUUUGAUUUCAUUAUUACUAAUUCUUGUAAUAACUUAACAACAUUUUUUGUUUCAAUUGAAAAUGGAAUUACAACAUAUUCAAAAAGAAUAACGGGAAAUCUAAUAUGGCGUCGGUCCACCUCUAGCGGAUAUUACAGCUUCGAUACGAGCAGGCAUUGACCCAACAAGUUUCUCCAAAACACUGCUUGAAAUUUCCUCCUCCCAAACACUUUCUAACAUUUUUUUUAGUUCUGGUUUACUUUUACUUUUUUGACAGAACUUAUUUUUUUUUUAAUAUUUUAUAUUUGUGUAAGUCAGAGAUCACUUCGUUAAAACUUAACGGAAAAAUUCCUUUACCGCAACAAGUACCGUUACAAUGAGUGAUAGAACACGUUUUCGCUAGAAAUUUAUUAAUGGUAAGUUACGCUUGGCCGCGGGUGUACCUAGAAUAGUAAGUAGGUAUGUAUUUUGUGGAGAACAAUUUAGGUAUACUAAAUAAAACGCUUUAAAAUCGUAUUAAAUUUCAAA